AAAUCAAACUUAGGGCCUCACACUUUCACAGCAAGAAUUUGGUCCUCUGACCUAUUUCCCAAGUUUCAUAGCUUAGUUUUUUGUUUUCGUUUAUUUUUUUGGAUUUUAUUUUUUAUUUUUUAUUUUUUGUAGACAGCCUAACUUAGACAGCCCAGACUGGCCUUGAAUUCAUGAGUCUGCCCAGGCUUCCAGGUUGCUGAGAUUCUAGGUUCAAGGAUAAAACCCAUCAGGCCCAAGUGCCAUCAUAUUCCACCUUCAGCGUGCUCCUCCACAAUUGGGAUUCAGCCCUGCUGAAAAGUGCAGUCCAGCAGCAAGGGAAUAAAAAAGCCAUGCUUUCACAUAGUGUCAUGGUGAAGCAAAGGAAACAGCAAGCAUCAGCCAUCACAAAGGAGAUCCAUGGAAACGAUGUAGAUGGCAUGAACCUGGGCAAAAAAGUCAGUAUCCCCAGAGACAUCAUGAUAGAAGAAUUGUCUCAUAUCAGUAAUCGUGGUGCCAGACUGUUUAAGAUGCGUCAAAGAAGAUCUGACAAAUAUACCUUUGAAAAUUUCCAGUAUGAAACUAAAGCACAAAUAAACCACAAUAUUGCUAUGCAGAAUGGGAAAAUUGAUGGAAGCAAUCUGGAAGGUGGUUCACAGCAAGCUCCCUCGACUCCUCCCAACACCCCAGAUCCACGAAGCCCCCCAAAUCCAGAGAACAUUGCACCAGGGUAUUCUGGACCCCUGAAGGAAAUCCCUCCAGAAAGAUUUAACACGACGGCUGUUCCCAAGUACUAUCAAUCGCCUUGGGAGCAGGCUAUUGGCAGCGACCCUGAGCUCCUCGAGGCCUUGUACCCGAAACUUUUCAAGCCUGAAGGGAAGGCAGAACUGCCUGAUUACCGAAGCUUUAACAGAGUUGCCACUCCAUUUGGAGGUUUUGAAAAGGCAUCGAAAAUGGUUAAAUUCAAAGUUCCAGAUUUUGAACUACUACUGCUAACAGAUCCCAGGUUCAUGGCCUUUGCCAACCCUCUUUCAGGCAGACGGUCCUUUAACAGGACCCCAAAGGGAUGGAUAUCUGAAAAUAUUCCUGUGGUGAUAACAACUGAACCUACAGAAGACACCAUGGUGCCAGAAUCAGAUGACCUGUGACAAGGAAGCUGGGCAUGCCACAGAAAGCUCUGCAAAUAAAAGCUGCUGUUAGCCUACUUGAUGUCAAAGCCACUUAAGUUCUUCAUUGCUAUAAUCAUUUCAUAGCAGUUAAGUAAACUUGAUCUCAUGGCAUUAAAUUUUAACUGGACAAUUAAAUUCUUAUUUAAAAAGCUUUUAA
Mesocricetus auratus (golden hamster) is the source of this 1302-nucleotide messenger RNA. It is a transcript of the gene Myoz2, whose product is annotated as myozenin 2. Gene Ontology annotation, molecular function: actin binding; telethonin binding; FATZ binding. NCBI's taxonomy places the organism in Eukaryota, Metazoa, Chordata, Mammalia, Rodentia, Cricetidae. Gene Ontology annotation, cellular component: Z disc; actin cytoskeleton. The record is from RefSeq and is a predicted model, not a curated record. The coding region runs from base 330 to 1124 and encodes 264 amino acids. The transcript has 7 exons.